Nicotiana tabacum (common tobacco) is the source of this 1638-nucleotide messenger RNA. The record is from RefSeq and is a predicted model, not a curated record. NCBI's taxonomy places the organism in Eukaryota, Viridiplantae, Streptophyta, Magnoliopsida, Solanales, Solanaceae.
AUGAGGCUUAACGGUGGCGACCCCCGCCGGGGUCGUCAUGUGCCACAAAUCUUAGUGGCAUUGGCCAUUUUGGCUGUUGCUAAUGUUGUUUCUGCUGACCCUUAUGUAUAUGCUUCUCCUCCACCACCAACUUACGAGUACAAGUCACCACCCCCUCCUUCUCCUUCUCCUCCACCGCCUUAUGAGUAUAAGUCUCCACCACCACCGUCACCAUCUCCUCCACCACCGUAUGUGUAUAAAUCUCCACCACCACCGUCACCAUCUCCUCCACCACCGUAUGUGUAUAAAUCACCACCACCUCCUUCACCAUCACCUCCACCACCAUAUGUGUAUAAAUCACCACCACCUCCUUCACCAUCACCUCCACCACCGUAUUACUACAAAUCUCCGCCACCACCUUCUCCAUCACCACCUCCACCUUACUAUUACAAGUCUCCUCCACCACCUUCUCCAUCACCACCUCCACCAUACUACUAUAAAUCUCCACCACCACCUUCACCCUCUCCCCCACCACCUUACUAUUACAAGUCCCCACCACCACCUGCUAAGUCACCUCCUCCACCAUACUACUACUCCUCCCCUCCUCCACCAGUUAAGUCACCUCCUCCACCGUACUACUAUUCCUCCCCUCCACCACCAGUUAAGUCACCUCCACCACCGUACUACUACUCCUCCCCUCCACCACCAGUUAAGUCACCUCCCCCACCUUAUUACUAUUCUUCCCCUCCACCACCAGUUAAGUCACCACCUCCACCAUAUUACUACUCCUCCCCUCCUCCACCAGUUAAGUCACCUCCUCCACCUUACUAUUACUCCUCUCCUCCACCACCAGUUAAGUCACCUCCUCCUCCAUACUACUAUUCUUCCCCUCCACCACCAGUCAAGUCACCUCCUCCACCAUACUACUAUUCCUCCCCUCCACCACCAGUCAAGUCACCUCCCCCACCAUACUAUUACACUUCACCACCACCCCCAACUCCUUACUAUCCUCCUCACCAUUCCUUGAUCGUUAAGGUUGUUGGAAAAGUCUACUGCUACAGAUGCUAUGACUGGAAAUACCCAAAGAACUCCCACAACAAGAAGCACCUCAAAGGUGCUGUUGUUGAGGUCACAUGCAAAGUUGGUGACAAGAAAAUCAAGAGUUUUGGUACCACUAAAAUCAAUGGCAAGUUUGCUAUCACAGUCGAAGGAUUUGACUAUGCUAAAUAUGGAGCAGAUGCAUGCAAGGCUAAACUCCACAAAGCACCAAAGGGUUCAAAAUGUAACAUUCCUACGAAUCUACAUUGGGGGAUUAAAGGUGCUGGCCUCAAAGUGAAGUCAAAGAAUAAAUAUGAAGUUGUGCUCUAUGCAAAACCAUUUGCUUAUGCCUCUAAAACUCCUUAUGAAGAAUGCAUGAAGCCUAAGCCAACUCCUGCUCCUUACUAUUAUAAAUCUCCACCUCCUCCAUCACCAAAAUAUAUAUACAAGUCACCUCCUCCUCCAUCACCUAAAUAUGUGUACAAGUCACCGCCUCCUCCAACCCCAACAUAUGUGUACAAAUCACCACCUCCACCAUCACCAAAAUACGUCUAUAAGUCACCACCUCCUCCAACCCCAACGUACAUGUACAAAUCACCACCUCCACCAUCACCAAAAUAC